Meloidogyne enterolobii is the source of this 1781-nucleotide messenger RNA. The record is from the annotation of a GenBank genome assembly. NCBI's taxonomy places the organism in Eukaryota, Metazoa, Nematoda, Chromadorea, Rhabditida, Meloidogynidae.
AUGACUCAUCAAAAUAAUUUAUUAAAAGAAAAUUUAAAUUUAAAAAACAAAAAAGAAGAAAAUAAUUAUUUAAUUAAUGAUUCUGUUAAAUUAGUAGCUUCUUCUAAAAGCCCGUUCCUGACACGACAAAUUAAUGAAAAUAUUUUGGAAAUUAAAGGGGCGGAAAUAGAAGAGGAAGGAAAUGUUGAAAAUAAAAGAAAUAAUUGGAUAAAUUUUAAAAAUUUAAAAAUAAUUAAAAAUAAAAACAACAAUUUUAAAAUGACUGGUAAUAAUAGGAGAAAAGUUUGGAAUAAAAAAAUGGCUGGAGUUGGAAUUAUUGCUUUACUUCUUUUAACAUGUAGUUUUGGAAUUCUUGAUUCAUUUUUGGGUAACUCAGAUAAUGGAGAAGAAGAAGGAGAAGGGGAUGAAGAAAUUAGUGAAGAAGAUGCUAAAAAUUAUUUAAAUCAAUUUGGCUACAUUGAGGAACAAGAAGGACGUGCUCGUGAUGAAAUACAAAAGCAUAGAACGGCUGAUCAAAUGCUCGAAGAUUUUUCUUUAGAAUCUUUAAAAUCAGCAAUUUCAAAAUUUCAAGAAUUUGCUGGUUUACCUUCUACUGGAGAAUUAGAUAAUAGAACAAGAAAGAAAAUGAAAAAGCCGAGAUGUGGAAUGCAAGAUGUUGAAAUGAUUAGGGGAGGUAGAGGAGGAACUGGUACAACAUUAAUGUGGAGAAAAAAGAGAUUGACAUAUCGUUUAGAACAUGCAACUAACGAUUUGCCAACAUAUAUGCAAAGAAAAUCACUUAAAAUGGCUUUUGAUGCUUGGUCUCAACAUAUUCCAUUAGAUUUUGAAGAAAAUAAUGGAUAUGGAAAUGUUGAUAUUAGAGUUCGUUUUGCUAAAAAAAGUCAUGGUGAUCCAUGGUCUUUUGAUGGAAGAGGUGGUGUUUUGGCUCAUGCUACAUUUCCAACAGAUGGACAAUUACAUUUUGAUGAUGAUGAACAAUGGGCAUUUAUGGAUGCGGCAAAGAUUGGAAGUUAUCGAUAUACAGAUAUGUUUUGGGUUUCUUUACAUGAAAUUGGACAUGUUUUGGGACUUUCACAUUCAAAAGUUGAAACAGCGGUUAUGGCUCCAUUUUACAAAGAUCCAUCAGAAUUAGUUGAUUGGAGAAAUAAUUAUAAAAUACCAGAGCUUACUCAUGAUGAUAUAAAAGCAGCUAAAGCUGUUUAUGGAAAUAGAAAUGGUCCAAAACCAGUAAGAAAAGAUCCUCUUGUUGAUAUAUUUGAUAAUAGCGAAGAAGGUGAUAAUGAUAGACCGAGAAAAGGAAUACCUGAUAAAAAUAAUCCAGAUAAUGGUGAGAAUGAAGAAGAUGCAUUAAGUAAAGUAUUAAACGAAAUAUUUAACAUAUUUUCAAAUAAAGGAAUAAGAACGACAAACAAUAAUUCUAAAAUUAUUUUUAUUUUAUUUUUAACAUUAACAAUUUUUCUUUCAAUUUAAUUAUUUUUUUGUUUGAGUUAACAAAAUAUAAUAUUGUACAAAUAAAUAUAUUUGAAAUUUAAAUCGCAGGAUUUAAUCUUUUUUAAUUUGUAAAUUGUGGGUCUAUUUCCUUAAACUUAUCGAAUUCAAAUUAUUAUAGACACACCUCAAGUAUCUGAGGAGGUAUAGGAUGCUAAAAGUAUUUCAAAAUCCGAGUCACUGUCACUAUAUAGAUUUUAAGGAAUUUUCAAAAUUCGUAACUUUGCAAAAAUAUAUAUACUCCACUUUCCCGUCUAAUCCGUACCCCAAGGGUUUAAAAAACUGCCGCAGAU